AUGCACUCCUUAGGAAAGGAUGACAAACCUAGUAGGAACAAGAAAAGACAAGCAUUGAAGAAAAGCAGCUGCGAGUCAACUGAAAAAACUAUACAGGCACAUAAAUCUAGUAGCAGAGACCUGCGGAUAAAAACAACAUUACAGGAUUUACUUAUCUACAUUAUCUUCCUUAUAGAUAUCUGCAUAUUAACAUUUGGUCAGAUAAGCACUGACAUGUACUACCACACCAAAGUCAUGUCCAAGUUGUUCUUGGAAAGUAGUCUUUCAGAAAAGGAUAAGAGCAACUAUAAAUCAUUGGGAAGCAUGGAAGACAUUUGGACGUAUUUUGAAGGACCUUUACUGGACGGCCUCUACUGGGAUUCAUGGUACAACAAAAAGAGCCUACCUACAAAUGAAAGCCAUAUUUAUUAUGAAAAUGUGCUGCUGGGAGUUCCACGCAUUCGACAAGUCAAAGUGGUUAAUAAAUCUUGCCCUUUGCAUUCUAGUUUUGUUUCAAUAACACAGUGCUUUGAUUCAUACUUGUCUGAAGAAGAAGAUAAAUCACCUUUUGGACCGAAGAAUGGGACAGCCUGGGAAUAUAUGGCUCCCAGAUCUAUUCCGGAAAGCCAUUGGGGUAUGAUAGCUACCUACAGCAGUGGAGGGUUUUACAUGGACCUUGGUAGCACAAAGAGCAAGAGUGCCAAGUUGAUUAAAAAUCUCAAAGACAACCUGUGGCUGUCCAGAGCAACAAGAGCAGUCUUUGUUGACUUCUCUGUUUACAAUGCUAACCUUAACCUUUUCUGCGUGGUCAGGUUAGUGGCGGAGACUCCAGCCACUGGAGGAGUCCUUACAUCCUGGGAGUUUUACUCAGUGAAGCUUCUCCGUUACAUCUCUAAAUAUGAUUACUUCCUUGCAUCAUGCGAGGUUUUAUUCAUUCUAUUUAUUUUUGCCUUUUUCAUCCAAGAGUGUAUUGACAUCUAUAAAACAAAAUGGAACUACUUCAAAAAUGGUUGGAACUGCAUAGAUGUGCUUUUAGUUGUGCUAUCUUUGAUGGCUAUCUUUUUCAACGUUUAUCGCACUGUGAAUGUUGAAAGCUUGCUUUAUCGCCUGCUCAAGAAUCCACACAAGUACCCCAAUUUUCAUUUUCUUGCCUUCUGGCAGACACAGUACAAUAACAUGAUUGCUGUCAAUGUUUUCAUAUCCUGGGUGAAGGUAUUCAAAUAUAUAAGUUUUAACAGGACAAUGAGUACCCUCUCUUCUACUUUGUCCCACUGUGCCAAAGACAUCAUUGGCUUUGCAGUCAUGUUUUUCAUAGUUUUCUUUGCUUAUGCACAGUUGGGGUACCUCUUGUUCGGCUGCCAAGUGGACAGCUUUUCUAGUUUUAAAAAUUGCAUCUUUACACAGUUCCUAGUAAUUCUUGGAGAAAUCAACUUCAAUGAGCUUGAGCAAGCAAACAGGAUUCUGGGGCCAAUUUAUUUCACAACCUUUGUAUUCUUUGUAUUCUUUGUGCUUUUGAACAUGUUUCUGGCUAUUAUUAACGAUACAUAUGCAGAAAUUAAAUGUGAUCAGUCACUUCAAAUGACAGAGUAUGAAAUGAGUGAUUUCAUCAAGAAGACUUGCAAUACAGCCCUAGUUAAACUACGGCUUAAGAAGGAGCAGCUGGUGGACAACAUCACUGAAAGCAUAAGGGGCACAGAGGGGAUCAUAUCUGUGAAACAAUUCCAGGUGGAGAUGUUGAAGAAAGGCUAUACAGAAGAAGAAACUAAAGAAGUCUUUAUGAAGUAUGAUGUAAACAGAGAUAGAAAAUUGAGCAAGAAAGAGGUUGACACUAUGACAAGUGAACUUGAGAAACAAGAGUAUGAUCUGGCCCAACAGCACUCUGCCCUGAAGAAAGACACUACACAUGGUGAAGAGGAGGAUCUUCCGUCACCUCCUGAAUUUGUAUCUAAGCAAGACUAUCAGCGGAUGGUGAAACAUGUUUUCCAGUUGGAGGAGCGGAUUGAUGACAUUACAUUCAUGAACAAUAAACUACUUAUACAGUUAAAUUCUUUAGAAUCGAUAACAUCGACAGAAAGUCGUGAAAAGGAUGACUGGGACUUUCUUCCCCCCACCCCCUAUCCCCCACCCCACAAACACUCCUACACCAAGAGUAAGUUCAGGCAGCUGUUAAAAAGCUCAAAUGUAAAUGAGCUAGAAGAAGAGGAGGGGCCCAAGCUGGAGUGA
Polyodon spathula (Mississippi paddlefish) is the source of this 2202-nucleotide messenger RNA. RefSeq names its product polycystic kidney disease 2-like 2 protein. The coding region runs from base 1 to 2202 and encodes 733 amino acids. The record is from RefSeq and is a predicted model, not a curated record. Gene Ontology annotation, cellular component: membrane. NCBI's taxonomy places the organism in Eukaryota, Metazoa, Chordata, Actinopteri, Acipenseriformes, Polyodontidae. The transcript is spliced from 15 exons. Gene Ontology annotation, molecular function: calcium channel activity; calcium ion binding. Gene Ontology annotation, biological process: detection of mechanical stimulus.